This is a messenger RNA of Sardina pilchardus (European sardine), 2212 nucleotides long. Its product is annotated as carcinoembryonic antigen-related cell adhesion molecule 20-like. NCBI's taxonomy places the organism in Eukaryota, Metazoa, Chordata, Actinopteri, Clupeiformes, Clupeidae. The record is from RefSeq and is a predicted model, not a curated record. The coding region runs from base 277 to 2007 and encodes 576 amino acids. The transcript is spliced from 11 exons.
CACACGGCAUGCAACAGCUGGAGGCCUAUACAGUAUGAGGAGAUGAGGAGAUCUUUGACCAUUCCCAUGGACAUGGAAUUGGCAUGUUGCCCCACUAAGCUGAUAAGAGAUAAAAGAAACCCAGCACACAGGACCUUGCCUUGAUUAUCAGUUGAAAAGUAAGCGAUAAAGGCAUUGUUUCUAUCCCAGAUAUGACUGUGUGCUACCACUCGAAAGGAUUAUAUAUGAGGGCACAGACCAGGGAGAGGAGAGAUUAGUACAGGUCUUCAGAGCAAAAUGAUGUCCCAAAAAGCCUGCGUAUUUCUGUUGUCUAUUUGCCUGACAGGAACUAUUGGCAAUGCGAAGCCACAGGGCAUUGGCAGUGAGAAACCAUAUGGACCUGAGUCUUUGCACAUCUUAGGGCCCGAUGUGGUCACCGAAGGAAUCAAGUCCACUUUCGAGUGUUCCGCAAAAUGCUCCCCGAACUGCACAUACAGCUGGACUGUGGAUGGGGAGAUCAUACAUGGCAGUGGGCUUUAUAUGACUAUACUUGACUUAAAGUCACAAGUCCUCAACUGUGUGGCUCAGAAUCCAGCGACGGGAGUGAGUGCCAGUAUCAACAAGACGGUGCAAGUGGCAGAGGGGCCUUUAAAUGUCACUAUCACAACCCCCAAGAUGCUGGUGGGGGGGGAUGAGUACACAUUUGUCUGCUCCGCCGUGUGCUCCCCUUCCUGUAACUACACCUGGUACAUCGAUGACCAAACAUGGAAAAACUCCAAUGAAGUGCAUUACAUGACACCAGCCGAGAGCACAUCAGUAACGGUGAUUUGUAAGGCACAGAACACCUUAUCUGGCCUCUUCAUGGAAUCCAUCCAUACGGUUUUGGUGGCACAGGGGCCUCAGGAAGCCUCCAUUAGAGGCCCAUCAGCUGUGAUGGUAGGGGCCACGGUCCCCUUCUACUGCUUUGCCAACUGCAUUCCUGCAUGCAACAUCACAUGGCGCUUUGAAGGGAAAACCCUCUCCGGCGACCCAGUGUCUGUGCCCAUCCUCGAACAAGAGAAAUCGGUGCUGGGCAACAUGCUGGACGUCAGUGUGGAGAGCUUCUUUGACACACAGCUACUGCAGUGUACCGUGGUCAACACCCUGUCUGGCAAGUCCUACAGCAUCACCAAGGUUCUCAAUGUCACUGAUACAGUUGGUGUUAAGCCCAUCACCGCAACACAGCCAAGAGCAAACAGCUCCUACUCUCUGCAGUGUGUUGGAGCAGAGCAAGGAUCUGAAAUUCAGUGGACCAAAAAUGGGGAAGCGUUGUCCACAAGUGACAUCCAUUUUUCUGAUAACAAUGCGAUCCUCUCAUUUGAGCCACUCCAUCCCUCGGACUCAGGCGAAUAUCAGUGUGUUGUUAAAUUGCUGGGAAAAACCAUCCCUGGAAUCCCAUAUCAGAUCAAUGUCAUCUAUGGGCCAGUAACUGCUGAAAUGACCAUCUCUGGUGGACAUCAAGUUCAAAGCAAGUUGAUCAACGACCUUCUCCUUCUCGCUGGAUCCUCCGCAACAUUCACCUGCUCAUCCGAGUGCUACCCAGCAUGCACCUACGAAUGGCUUCUGGAGGGGAACGUUGUAUCCACAGACGCCACUUUCUCGAUCAGCUCAGCAAGUGUGGCGACUGAGGGUGUUCUGACCUGUACAGCCACCAAUCCUGACGUCCAAACUCUGCCUAUAAGCAGUGCCUCUGCGUCCGUGCUUAUUGAGCUGAUUGAUGGCCCAAAGAACAUCACUAUCUCUGGACCAAACUCAGUACAAGUCGGUGUGAAGGCCACUUUUGAGUGUUCAGCUGUCUGCACUCCACCUUGUUUCUACACAUGGGAGGUCUAUGGGAAAACACUACAUGGCAGUAAUUUUGACCUCACCAUCAGUAAAUAUGUGGCCACCGAAACCCUGAUAUGCAAAGCGGAGAAUACGUUCACUGAGAAGGUCGCUACUGCAGAUGUAAUCAUUGACGUUACAGAUCCUGACUGGUGUGGCUGUUAAAUCCUGUUUUUUUGCUGAAAUAAAUAGAAAUGGUACUUUAACAGUGCUUCAUUUGAGUUAGACAUUGUUAAAAGAACAUUUGUAUUGUAGUCAAGCAUCUAAACUUCAAAUAGUAUUUGUUCUUCUUCCUUGCAACAAAGUUAUAUAACUGUAUAUAUUGAAAUAGUAAUAUAUUAUGCAUUUCACUGAAAAAAUAAAUGUCUUU